AUGGGUGUCGACUACUACAAACUUUUGGGCGUUGACAGGAAUGCCGACGAGAACGAAAUCAAGAAGGCCUACAAGAAGAUGGCUCUGAAAUGGCAUCCGGAUCGUAAUGGUGGCUCCGAAGAGGCAUCAAAAAAAUUUAAACAGAUCUCUGAAGCCUUCGAAGUCUUGAGUGACAAAAACAAACGGGCUAUAUACGACCAGUUCGGUGAAGAGGGCCUCAAGGGUGGAGGUUCGCAAGGGGCUGGUCCCGGAGGUUUCAACUUCAGUGGAUUCCCCGGGGCUCAGUCAUUCUCGUUCACAAGCGGACCUGGCGGUGGUUUUAGCUCGAGUAGUGGCGGAUCUGGUUUCGCACCGAGUGACCCCAAUAAGAUAUUUGAGCAAAUAUUCGGUGGUGGUGGUGGUAUCUUCAACCUCGGCGGCAUGUCGGGCCGCAGUUCCACGGGUGGUAUGGGUGGUAUGCCAGGCGGCAUGGGUGGUAUGCCAGGCAUGGGAGGUACCCGAAGACGGACACGGGGCUUCGACGAGGAUGACGAUAUGACUGGCUCGUUCAACUUCUCCAGUGGAAUGCCAAACAUGCCCCGGACGCAAGCACGUUCAUCGACGUCAUCUGCACCCUCAGAAAUAACUCGCCCUCUUCGCGUCUCCCUCAAAGAGCUCUAUUCCGGCACGGUCAAGCAUCUCAAGGUUGGACGGCGACUGCUUAACGGGUCGACAGAAGAAAAGGUGUAUGACAUCCAAAUACAUCCAGGCUGGAAGAGUGGUACAAAGGUCCGCUUCGCUCGUGCCGGUAAUGAGCAGCCGAAUGGCGAGCCACAGGAUCUCGUGUUCGUCGUCGAGGAGAAGCCAGACGAGGUAUUUUCCCGAGAAGGCAAUGACCUCGUGAGACGAGUACCUAUUUCGCUCCUAGAUGCUUUGACCGGCGAGGGCGGAAAGAAGGUCGUGGAGUUACUUGAUGGAAGGAAGCUUCAAGUAUCUGUGCCAGGGGGGAUCGUCAAACCAGGGCAAGAAACGACGUUACCCGGCGAGGGAAUGCCGAUUCGGAAGGACGGCAGUGUAAAGAGCAAAGGCGAUUUGAUUGUCAAGUGGGAUGUUCAAUUCCCUGACAGAUUAACACCAACACAGCAGGAGGGACUGAAGAGAGUCCUCACGUAG
Molecule: messenger RNA, 1152 nt
Organism: Desarmillaria tabescens
Lineage: Eukaryota; Fungi; Basidiomycota; Agaricomycetes; Agaricales; Physalacriaceae
Product: DnaJ-domain-containing protein
Exons: 4
Coding region: 1-1152 (383 amino acids)
Biological process (GO): translational initiation
Cellular component (GO): cytosol
Molecular function (GO): protein-folding chaperone binding
Source: RefSeq, a predicted model, not a curated record